Messenger RNA from Entrophospora sp. SA101, 3126 nucleotides. The record is from the annotation of a GenBank genome assembly. NCBI's taxonomy places the organism in Eukaryota, Fungi, Glomeromycota, Glomeromycetes, Entrophosporales, Entrophosporaceae.
AUGAAAUCAGUCAAUUCUAUUUGUAAACAAUCCUUUAAUAAUAGAUAUGAGACCGAUAAUGCAUUAUUACUUAAAAAAUUACAAAAUGGCUUGGAAAUAUUCGCAAGAAGUUUAUAUCAACGUCUCGACAACAAAAGAUUUUUUGUUACAGAACAACAUAAUAGAAUGAUGAAAAAAAUCGCAGUUUUAGAUGUAAAAAGUUUAGAAGAAGUUGUUAUAAAAUUUGUAACAAAGUGUAAAUUAAAUUAUACGGAAAUAAGAAAAAAAAAUGAUAUUGUAAAUUUGCAGAAUAGACUUACUGAAGAAUUAAACCAAACAUGGACUCAAAUUGCAUUGUUUGAUCAUAUAGAUUCUGACGAUAAUAUAAAUGGUCGUUUUAAAAAAUCACAUUUAGAAAAAAUUGAAACAAAUCCAUGGGUUACCCCUGAUCAUACAUCAACAGAUAUUCCUCAGGAAUAUCAACAAUAUCUACAAAAGUUGCCCUUCAUAUCAAUUUACGAAAUUCUAAGAAUACUAAAACCUCUCGGUCCGAUUGUUCCAGAUAAUUCCAUAUGGGAGAACAUUAAAACUAGAUGUAGAGGUUUUAGAUUAAGUGAAUACUUUAGAGAGAUUUGUUUACUAUAUUUUAACAGCCAGAAUGGUGAUAAGUUUCCAAAUAUAGGUGAAUUGCUUCCACGAAAUCAGAAUGUGUGGAAGUUAUGGGAGAAAGAACAACUUGGGGUUAAUUCUUCAAGUAUCCUAUUUAGUGCAAAGGUGGUUCCAUCCAAAUCAAAAUUAAUUUUAUUUUUAAACCCACCAAAAAUUGGAGGUUCAAAAAGAUAUUACAGGUUAUACUCUUCGAAUAGAUUCUUGCAUGUGCAUGUUGAAACGGAUAAGGUUGAUAAGGAACUUCAAUCACAAUUAUUAUACCCGUUGAAUUUAUUUGGAAGAAAGUAUGAACUUUUAUAUGCAAAAGACGGAUUGUUUUAUUACUUUGCAACGAGUGGACCUGGUUUAAAACCACAAACAAUAUGGGAAGUGAUUGAUUUCAAUAUCCCAAUUGAACUUAACUACGACCUAACGGUCCCAAAAUUCUAUUCACGAAUGUCAUUAGGAUUUUCUAAUACCAAACCAACAAUCAUUUUUAAACCAAAUGAAAUUCACUACGAUGUCGACGACAUCACAAAAGAUGGCCAUUGUUUAACCGAUGGGUGUGCAGCAAUAUCAUGGGCUGCAAUGAAAAAAAUUGCUACUAUUUUAGGUUGCGAGGAAACACCGUCUGCAGUUCAAGGUAGAAUUGGCGGUUCUAAAGGAGUUUGGUAUCUGAAUCCAACACAUGAUGCUAACAAUCAUGAUUUAUGGAUAAAGCUCAGAAAAAGCCAAAUUAAAUAUAAAUUAAGACCUCAUAGUGUUGGAAAUAAUGACGAACAUCUAAGAACAUUUGAGGUAAUCCAUAUAAUUACAGCUCCUAGAAUACCUGGCUUAUUGAAUACACAAUUCAUCAGGGUAUUAGGAAAUGGGGGCACGAAGGCCAAUGUGAAAAGAUUAAAUGAGAGAUGUAUUACUAAAGACAGCAAUGACAUCUCGUCAGUAAUCACUUCCGAGGAUGAUUUGACAACGUUCGAAUCAGAAUUAAAAGAGCUUUCUGGAAUGCCAGAUUCGAUACACGAACAAUGUGUCCAAAUGUUGCAUGCUGGUUUCACUCCUUCCACAUGUUCAUUUCUUGCAAAAAAACUAACGGAGGUCUUAUCUUAUACUAUAGACCCAUUGCUGAAUAAAUAUAAAAUCGAAGUUGCAUUAUCCAGAACACUUGUCUGUAUAGCUGAUCCUACUGGUACGUUACAACCAGGGGAGGUAUAUAUUCAAUUAGAUCGUAAUGCUGGCAUAGACCCAAGAACUGGUUUACCAUUUUAUGUCAUCGAAGGUGAUGUCAUUCUAGCAAGAAAUCCUUGCUCACUACCAUCAGACAUUUUGAAGGCUAAGGCCGUCAGAAACCCACACUUGAAUAAUUACUACAAUUUAGUAGUAUUUCCAACCAAUGUUAACCCACGAGAAAGUUCUAUGGCAAAUAAUUUGAGUGGCGGUGACUAUGAUGGAGACAAGUUAAUUCUUGAUAUUCAUUUUAAAGAUCGUGAAAAUCCACUGGGAUUAUACGAUAGAUUUCACCGAAUUUAUUCCAAUAAACAUGGCAUCUCGAACCCAAAGUCCGUCUAUUUUUCUCAAAUGUUUGCUCAGCUCGUCGAUGCUACUAAACAAGGUUUAAAUUUGAAACAUGGUGUUUUACAAGCCGACCAAAAUAGUAUUUAUCAGCUUCCAGUACCAAAAUGGAUGGGGAAUGAUGAUUCAUUAAAGAAAGGAGGCGAGGAAGGUGAUGCGGAAGCUAACGAAGAUGAAGUUCAUCAUAAAAGUGUAAUGGAUAUGUUGUACAUGACUAUUGAAGAGGAAAAACGUAUUAUUGGAAGCAAAGAUUUUUCGGUUGUAAGUAAUCAAGUAGAUAGCAUGGAUCCACACAUUCGAUUGUUUUGGAUUCGUGAAAUAGAACAUUCUAAAAAAGUCAAUGAUGGUGGAGCAUAUAGUUCGGAUCUAUUAUUAAUUGAACGUUUUACGCGUAAAUUGCUUCAAGAUUAUAAUUCCGGAUAUUCCAAGAAAAUAAAUGGUGAAAAAGAGGAUCCAACAGCUACAGAGUCUACGUCAACAACAAAGAAAACAUCAUCGUCGAAAAACAAAAACCAAAAAUCAUUUAAUUAUAAAAAUGGACCUCGAGAUUUUAGCAUUGAUUAUGAAUUUUUAAGUAGAUUUAUUUCAAAUCCACCACUUGAACAAUAUAAAAGUGAUAGAUUAAGGUACACCUCCCGUGAAAAUUUUGGAAACCCACACGCAAUUUUUGAAUUGCAAUUGAAAUCAUGCGCUCUUUACAUGAAUACCUUUUUUAAAAAAAAAACUGGACAAUGUUGUUGGAUGUUAGCUUUUAGAAGUUUAUGCAAUGUUAAAGCUAUGAUGGUAGAAUCUGAAAGAUCAUCUGUAUUGGGUGGACCAAGAUUCGUAAUUGAUGAUGUUUGGAAUUCUUUAAAAGUUGAUAAAAAAUGGGCGGAAAAGGACAGCGAAAAUAAUCAUGACAAUAUUGAUAAUGAUGGAAUUUUAUACUAA